Mesocricetus auratus (golden hamster) is the source of this 1650-nucleotide messenger RNA. RefSeq names its product acyl-CoA thioesterase 9 (gene Acot9). NCBI's taxonomy places the organism in Eukaryota, Metazoa, Chordata, Mammalia, Rodentia, Cricetidae. Bases 197 to 1576 code for a protein of 459 amino acids. The record is from RefSeq and is a predicted model, not a curated record. Gene Ontology annotation, biological process: acyl-CoA metabolic process. Gene Ontology annotation, cellular component: mitochondrion. The transcript is spliced from 16 exons. Gene Ontology annotation, molecular function: fatty acyl-CoA hydrolase activity.
CUUCCGACAGUGAGGCCCGACCCCUCCCGAGCGCUCUUACCGCGUAGGCUCCUGGGUGGGGAAGCAAGAUUCGGUCUUGCGCAGUUCUUGGUGUUUGGAAUCAGGCUCACACUCAACGCUCUUCUGUCACUUGUUUGCCUCUGCCCAGGAGUGCGAGUGACUUGGUUGUCCACCCGUAGCUAGGCAGUGGAUUGCCAUGAAGCGGGCAGCGAUGCGGCUUUGUACCCUGAACAGGGGGCUUCUUAUUCAUGGCAGAGGACUGACUCAAGGAUCCCAGUACACCCCAAAACAAGGACUCUUACACAUACGUGAAGCAUGUUCAUCUAUUCAUGUGAAUCAUGUUCGGGAUAAGUUACGGGAGAUUGUAGGAAUAUCCACAAACUGGAGAGACCAUGUAAAAGCAAUGGAGGAAAGGAAGUUACUUCAUAACUUGUUGGCUAAAUCUCAGAAAGCCCUACCACCGAGGAAAAUGAAGGAUAGUUACAUUGAAGUUCUCCUUCCUUUGGGUAGUGAUCCUGGACUACGAGACAAAUAUUUGACUGUUCAAAAUACAGUAAGAUUCGGCAGGAUUCUUGAGGAUCUUGACAGCUUAGGAGUUCUUGUUUGCUACAUGCACAACAAAAAUGAUUCUAUGGCGAUGUCUCCUUUAUCAAUAGUGACAGCCCUAGUGGACAAGAUUGAUAUGUGUAAACAGAGCUUAAGCCCUGAGCAGGACAUUAAGUUCACUGGCCAUGUUAGCUGGGUUGGAAAGACAUCCAUGGAAGUGAAGAUGAAAAUGUUCCAGCUGCACAAGGAUGAUGCAUUUUGGCCUGUUUUGGAUGCAACCUUUGUAAUGGUGGCUCGGGAUUCUGAAAACAAAGGACCGGCAUUUGUAAAUCCACUCAUCCCUGAAAAUGCAGAAGAAGAAGAGCUCUUUAAACAAGGAGAAUUGAACAAGGGACGAAGGAUUGCUUUUACCUCCGCUUCAUUACUGAAAAUGGCUCCCAGUUCUGAGGAGAGGAAUACCAUACAUGAGAUGUUUCUAAGCACACUGGAUCCAAAGACUAUAAGUUUUCACAGUCGAAUUUUGCCUCCUAACUCAGUGUGGAUGGAGAAUACAAAACUCAAGAGCUUGGAUAUUUGUCAUCCUCAGGAGCGGAACAUUUUCAAUCGAAUAUUUGGUGGUUUUCUUAUGAGGAAAGCAUAUGAACUUGCAUGGGCUACUGCUUGUAGCUUUGGUUCACUCCAAUUUUGGGCUUUCUCCAUUAGUGGAUCCCGGCCAUUUGUGGUAACAGUAGAUGAUAUCAUGUUUCAAAAACCCGUCGAAGUUGGCUCAUUGCUUUUUCUUUCUUCACAGGUGUGCUAUACUCAGAACAAUUACAUUCAAGUCAGAGUACAUAGUGAAGUGGCCUCUCUUGAGACUAACGAGCAUAUGACCACCAAUGUCUUCCAUUUUACAUUCAUGUCAGAAAGAGAAGUACCCUUGGUGUUCCCCAAAACAUACGGAGAGUCCAUGUUGUAUUUAGAUGGACAUCGGCAUUUCAACUCCAUGAGUGCCCCAGUGACCUUGAAAAAGGACUACCCUGUGGAGCCCUAGGAAAAUCUCACUUGUUGCAAACCAGUACUCCCUGCAUAGAGGCAUAGUGCCUAAUAAAGUCAUGCUGAAAAGUG